AUGCUGAUCUUGUUUUAUUUUAUUUUCUCUAGCUUGAUCCUCCCGCUUUUCAGCGAUUCAUAUCCGAGAGUACGAUAUGCGUCUUGUCAAUGCGUCGGCCAGCUCUGUACAGAUGUCGAGGUACUCAUCCAGGCGGAAUACCAUCAACAGCUUUUCUCAAUACUCAUCCUCACGCUCGAGGCUCCCGAGUCGAGAGUGCACGCCCACGCCGCAGCCGCCCUCAUCAACUCCUGCGAAGGAGUCGAGCGCGACACGCUCAUCGCGUACCUUGAUCCUAUCGUCGAGCGGCUCCUCAAACUUUUUAAACCUGCUGGCCUCUCUCCCGCGAAUGCAGAUGCGAAUGGGGCUGGGAACGAGAAUCCGACAGGCAUGAAGAGAUAUGUACAGGAGCCGGUGAUUACGACGUUGGUCAUGAUUGCGGAUGCGAGUGAGGAUACGUUCACGAAGGUGAGUUUUUCUUUGUUCCCCUUGCGUUUGUGGCUGGAGUUGAAGUCAUGUUAUUGA
Molecule: messenger RNA, 504 nt
Organism: Stereum hirsutum FP-91666 SS1
Lineage: Eukaryota; Fungi; Basidiomycota; Agaricomycetes; Russulales; Stereaceae
Exons: 4
Coding region: 1-504 (167 amino acids)
Molecular function (GO): protein binding
Source: RefSeq, a predicted model, not a curated record